GCCUCGCAGACGCUGCUUUUUGACCAUUUUGACUGGAUCUUCGCUUGGUGUCAGCAUAUCGCUAGUGAGAAUGGGUACCUUACUAUCCUAUCGCGUGCGAAAACGAAAGGUCUGAAGGGUUUAACAUGUCAGCUCAACACGUUUUCCGUCUGAUUUCGAACGCCGAUCAUUGUAUUUCCUUGUCAGCAACGAUUUCAGGGUUCAUUCUCUCGUUUGAAUUGAAAUCCAGAAACGCAAACCAUUCAGAAACAUUGACGCGUGUUAUUUCAAGCUUCUCUGCCUAUCUUUACAACUUUGAAGCUCGAACGCUUGCUAGAACUCAGAUCCUUGAUACCAAGUCUAUAUCCCGCGCUUUCCGGAACAGGCCGGCAGCUUUGGAGGAGGCCUGAAACUUGAAACCCUACUACGACCACCACUCAUGACCCAAUUGAAUUCACCCUUAAUGCAUUAUGAGUAAACAUUCAGAGUUUGA
Messenger RNA from Somion occarium, 472 nucleotides. The record is from the annotation of a GenBank genome assembly. NCBI's taxonomy places the organism in Eukaryota, Fungi, Basidiomycota, Agaricomycetes, Polyporales, Cerrenaceae.